Molecule: messenger RNA, 5827 nt
Organism: Anopheles funestus (African malaria mosquito)
Lineage: Eukaryota; Metazoa; Arthropoda; Insecta; Diptera; Culicidae
Gene: Nrx-IV
Product: neurexin-4
Exons: 9
Coding region: 1317-4937 (1206 amino acids)
Source: RefSeq, a predicted model, not a curated record
GGGGUCCGUGCGAAUCGUUUAUCGAGGAACAUAAAUUAAUGCUCGUUCACGGUGCGCUUUAAUAAUGAUCUUUUUAUCACGAUGGAACUCCGUAAACGUCACACUGUGUGGAUUAUUAUUCAUGCCCUUUCCCUUUCAAACCCAACCAGUUUCCCUUGCUGCUUUGCUGGAAAAUUGUUUCCAAACGUUGUUGACGCCACAAAUGCCACAAAUUAUGUUUUGCUUCCGAAGUUUUGCCUCGGAAUUAGUUUCUGUAACGGUUGAGUGCACUUAUGUUUCAAUUUACACCGUACAGAACCCUUCUACGAGACACUGCUCCGAUAUCGAUACCUGAUAGGCUUUUGAAGAGUUUUUGGAGGUUUGUUUUCUUCCCUAAAAUGAGCUGAAUUUUAUUACACCUCUUUUUCCUCUCUGUUUUUUUUGGGUGAGGAAAAACGCAGAAAGAAGGGACCUUUGGAAGAGGUGAGCUGUCGCAUGUCGUCAGUACCGAAGGGUCCUUUAAAGGGGUAGGACAGCUUACCAUUGAUGAUCGGCUCCAGGGAAGAGGUUCCUUCUUGCAGCGGACAUGCACAUCGGGAGCGUUUGCUUUAUUACGGAUGGUUUAUUGUUAUUGCAUCAUAAAGGAAAGAAAGGUCCUUUGCGAGUGCUCCACCCUUAAAGGUAUUGUAUUCUUCGAUGCCGAGUCGACCAAAAAAAUGUGUAGGGAGUUUGGUUUGGAGAAACAAAUCAAUCUUCAAAAAGCAGGGGAACGAAAUUCAAUACUUCUGUCGACCGCAAGUUUACCGUGUCGGUUUCUACUGCCGCUUGUAUUUUUUUCAUUUUAGAAGUACUUCUCUUUUAGCGUGAGAAAGCGUGAACACGUCUGAAGUUUUGCAGAACCUGUAAAAGUUAAUUCGCCUAAAAAAAUCUUUCCUAAAUCCAUGACUUCUUCGUUCGCUCGUUGUUCACCGCAUGCCCUUCAUCUCUUUCUUACCAUCCAUAUCUGCCCGUUUUUGGCAUUUGUGUCCGUGUCCCGUACUAAAACCCCUCUUUGCUCCACUGUAUCCAUGAAAUCACUUUAAAGGUGGCUACUCCUGGACCGCCCAGCAGUCCGACUUCGACCAGCAGUUCAUUAUCGAUCUGGGUGACGUACGCAACAUAACCCGCAUCGAAACGCAGGGCCGACCGCACAGCAACGAGUAUCUGACCGAGUACAGCAUCAGCUAUGGUUUCAACGGGCUCGACUACAUCGACUAUCGGGAGCCGGGUGGCAACACCAAGGCCGGUCGGCAUGGACACCGAUCGAGAAUACGUACUUCCACUUUCUCACCAUCGAUAUGGGUGAGCGUAAGAUGGUCCGUAAGAUCGCAACGGCUGGCCGUGCGACAACGAGUGAGUGCGUGACGGAGUACAUCGUCCAGUACUCGGACGAUGGUGAACUGUGGAAAUCCGUCACCGACAGUACUGGAGAGGAACAGCUAUUUAAGGGUAAUCGCGACGGUGAUUCCGUUCGUAUGAACUCAUUCGAGGUGCCUAUCAUUGCGCAGUGGGUGCGUGUUAAUCCGACACGCUGGCAGAACCGAAUUUCCCUGCGUGCGGAGCUGUACGGUUGUCGCUAUGAAUCGGAAAGCAUUUACUUCAACGGAACAGGACUGGUACGGUACGAUCUGCUGCGUGAUCCGAUCGCGGCAACACGUGAAUCGAUACGGUUCCGGUUCAAAACUGCCCACCCGAAUGGGGUGUUGCUGUACUCGCGCGGUACCCAGGGCGAUUACUUUGCGCUCCAGAUUAAGGACAACCGGAUGGUGCUGAAUGUGGAUUUGGGCGCGAAGAUUAUGACCUCGCUCUCGGUGGGCAGUCUGCUGGACGAUAACAUUUGGCACGAUGUGGUAAUAUCGCGCAAUCGGCGUGAUAUCAUCUUCAGUGUCGAUCGUGUGAUCGUGCAGCGGCGCAUUAAGGGCGAAUUCGACAAGCUUAAUUUAAAUCGCGAGUUUUAUAUCGGCGGUGUACCUAACCUUCAGGAAGGGCUUGUCAUUCAGCACAACUUUACCGGCUGUAUCGAGAAUCUGCACUUUAAUGCGACGAAUUUUAUCCGCGAGAUGAAAGAUGCGUUCUACGAUGGUGAACAUUUGCGUUACAGAAUGACGCACGUUACUUACAACUGUCCGGAGCCACCGAUCAAUCCGGUUACGUUCCUGACGCGUAGUUCCCACGCGAAACUGAAAGGAUACUACAGCUCGAAGCAGUUUAACGUUAGCUUUGCCUUCCGGACGUAUGAGGAGAAGGGUCUUAUGUUGCAUCACGACUUUCUGCAAGGGUCCGUGCAGGUAUUCCUGGAGGAUGGUAAGGUGAAGGUGCGCCUAAAGGAGGACAACUACGAGCAUAACCCGGGCACGAUACUGGAUAACUAUGAGGAACAGUUUAACGAUGGCAACUGGCACCAUAUGAUGUUGACGAUCAAGAAGAAUAGUCUUGUGCUGAGCAUCGAUGAUCGACCAAUGGAGACGACCAAGUUGCCGUAUGGCGAAAAUGAAUCAAAUAGAACGGACAGUUCCAGAUUGAUCGACAUAACGACAGGAACGUUGUACUAUAUCGGCGGCGGAAAGACAAAAGACGGAUUCGUUGGCUGUAUGCGAUCGUUUGCGAUCGAUGGUAACUACCGCAUCCCGACCGACUGGAAGGAGGAAGAGUAUUGCUGCAAGGGGGAAAUUCUGUUCGAUGCCUGCCAUAUGGUGGAUCGGUGCAAUCCAAACCCCUGCAAACACAACGGAAUCUGUAAGCAAACGUCGAUGGAAUUUACGUGCGAUUGUGCGGGCACGGGUUACGCCGGUGCCGUUUGUCACACGCCAAUGAAUGCCCUUUCGUGCCAGGCGUUCAAGAACGUGCACGAUGUGAAGCAGCGGCAGCGUAUCGAGAUCGAUGUGGAUGGUAGUGGACCGCUCGCACCGUUCCCGGUGACGUGUGAAUUCUACUCGGAUGGACGGGUCGUGACGGUGUUGAGCCACAGCUCGGAGCAUACGACGCGUGUGGACGGGUUCGCGGAACCGGGCUCAUUCGAGCAGAACAUCAUCUAUGAGGCGGAUCUGCCGCAGAUAGAGGCGCUGCUGAACCGUUCGUCGGAGUGCUGGCAAACGCUAACGUACGCGUGCCGUUCUUCGCGCCUGUUUAAUUCACCUUCGGAGCCGGAUAACUUCCGACCGUACGCGUGGUGGGUAUCGCGGCACAAUCAACCGAUGGAUUAUUGGGCGGGCGGAUUGCCCGGUUCGCGCAAAUGUCAGUGUGGCGUGGUUGGUAACUGUAUCGAUCCCACCAAAUGGUGCAACUGCGACUCGAACAGUCUCGACUGGCAGGAAGAUGGAGGUGAUAUACGCGAGAAGGAAUAUUUGCCCGUGCGUGGGCUGCGGUUCGGCGAUACGGGAACCCCGGUCGAUGAGAAGCUCGGACGGUACACGCUCGGUCCGUUGCGCUGCUCGGGCGACAGUUUGUUUAGCAACGAGGUAACGUUCCGUAUUGCGGAUGCGACAAUCGAUUUGCCACCGUUCGAUAUGGGCCAUUCGGGCGAUAUUUACUUUGAGUUUAAAACAACGAUCGAAAAUGCGGUACUGUUGCACGCCCGCGGGCCGACCGACUUCAUCCGGUUGGAUAUUGUAGCCGGCACAAAGCUGCUGUUCGAGUAUCAGGCCGGUACCGGCACGCAGAAGGUGUACGUGGAGAUGAGCAACAAACUGAACGACGAUCGAUGGCAUUCGGUUAGCGUGGAACGGAACCGAAAGGAGGCACGGCUCGUGGUGGAUGGUUCGACUAAAGCGGAAGUCCGUGAACCACCGGGCCCGGUUCGUGCACUGCACCUGAACUCUACACUAACGAUCGGUGCAAGGUUAGAUUACCGCGAUGGAUAUGUCGGUUGUAUACGGGCUUUGCUGUUGAACGGGGAACCUGUCGAUCUACGAUCGUACGCCGAACGUGGACUGUACGGUGUAUCGCCCGGAUGCGUUGGAAGGUGCGAAUCGAACCCGUGCCUCAAUAAUGGAACGUGUACCGAACGUUACGAUGGAUUUUCGUGCGAUUGCCGCUGGAGUUCGUUCAAGGGACCGAUCUGUGCUGAUGAAAUCGGCGUAAAUAUGCGAUCAUCGUCGAUGAUUAAGUACGACUUCCAGGGCGCUUUCCGAUCGACGCUAUCCGAGCACAUCCGUGUCGGAUUUACCACUACCAACCCGAAGGGCUUCCUGCUCGGAUUGUUUUCGAACAUUACGCAAGAGUAUCUUACGCUCAUGGUGUCAAACUCGGGCCAUCUGAAGGUGGUGUUUGAUUUUGGUUUCGAACGACAGGAGUUGAUCUAUCCGGUGAAACACUUCGGACUUGGCCAGUAUCACGAUGUGCGUUUUUCGCGCAAGAACCAAGGUGCGACGGUAGUGCUGUCGGUGGAUAAUUACGAACCGCAGGAGUAUCAUUUCGACAUCAAGGGUUCGGCGGACGCACAGUUUAACAACGUGGAGUAUAUGUACAUCGGAAAGAAUGAAUCGAUGAAGGACGGUUUUGUGGGAUGUAUUUCGCGCGUCGAGUUCGACGAUAUCUAUCCGCUGAAGUUCCUGUUCCAGGAGAGUCCGCCCGCUAACGUCCGAUCGCUCGGUACACCGUUGACGGAAGACUUUUGUGGCGUGGAGCCGGUAACGCAUCCUCCGAUUGAGAUCGAAACACGACCACCACCACUGAUCGAUGAGGAUAAGCUGCGUGAUGCGUAUGGGCCUGAUACGGCCAUCCUUGGAAGUGUGCUGGCUAUUAUUCUGCUACUGCUUAUACUCAUGGCGAUACUGAUCGGACGGUACAUGAACCGACACAAGGGCGAAUAUUUGACCCAGGAGGACAAGGGUGCCGAAGCGGCCCUUGAUCCGGACGAGGCGGUUGUACAGUCGACGACGGGCCACCAGGUUACGAAGCGAAAGGAGUUCUUUAUCUAGACGCACUCCACGUUCAAACGAAUUGCUUUCAAUUCCUUCAAGCGCCAGUUCGCCCCGCUGUAAAUACUGUUAAAAUCGCGUUUCCUGCAAGGACGCCAUCGCUGCCUCGGCCAGAAUCGACAUCAUUAUCAGCCCUACGCAGAGAUCGGACAUGCUGGAGGAAGACAGGAGAAGGAGAGGAGGAGGGAGAGGGAGAGAAGAGGUGAAGCAAAACGAUUAAAAGAAAACAGAAGGCCAUUCCGUGUUCGAAUGUUGUACUACGGUUGCAUUUCGCUAAUCGCGCGCGUUUGUUCACUUUGUUUACGAUGCGCAUUAAGUUUAAGAAGAAGUUUGUCUUAUAAUUUGACUCAAGCAGAGACCCGUCCACUAAGGUACUUCGAAACGAAGCAGUAGCAUAACAGGAAAAGAAGGAACAAAAACAAAUGGUUAAUAUUGAAUGCGGGAUGAUAGGAUUUCUGUAAUUGUUUUAUUUUGCCUAAAAGUUAAGGUUUUAGUUUUUAGAUUUUUUUUACACAAGGAACGAUUCGAAAUAGAAAGGUACUUGACCAAACGAUGGACAGGAGAAAGAAGGUAGAGAAGCUGCGCGCUUAAAAAAGAAUUUCAUCAACAUCGAUAGGGCCGAUUUUCCAUCCCCGGAAGAGUACCGACUGUUUUGUUUUCUUUAAAAAUUUCCUUUCAUUUAAUCCGUCCCUUAGUACUUUUAUUUUUGUAUUUUUUUUACGCGUAAAGUGAACACUCGAACGACGGCACAAAACACAGACAGAACGCCCGUGAACGUUUCUGUGCAACAAAAAAUUAGCUAACUGAACGCGUAUCAGCUAGUUGAAAACGAACCAAUAAAGAAAGAUGAAUAGAAAGAGGUUUAAAAAUAAAAGAAAAGCAAUGCGGAA